Molecule: messenger RNA, 880 nt
Organism: Quercus robur (English oak)
Lineage: Eukaryota; Viridiplantae; Streptophyta; Magnoliopsida; Fagales; Fagaceae
Product: glyoxylase I 4
Exons: 4
Coding region: 150-587 (145 amino acids)
Source: RefSeq, a predicted model, not a curated record
ACUAGCCUUUGGCUCAAAGCCCCUCAACUCCCAUCUCCAUUUUCCACAACCCCGCCAAAGUACCGAACCAUUUUCCACAACCCCACCAUAGUACUGAAACAAAUACUAUUGAACACACACACACACACCCCAAAAAAAAAAAAAAAAAAAUGGCAGCAUCAGUGGCCACAGGAGUGUCCCUCAACCACAUCUCCAGAGAAUCCUCAGAUAUCAGACGCCUUGCCAACUUCUACAAAGAGAUUUUUGGGUUUGAAGAGAUAGAGAGCCCCAACUUUUUGGAGUUUAAGGUAAUAUGGUUGAACUUGUCCUCAGCUUUCCAACUCCACCUCAUCGAGAGGAACCCCAGUAGCAAUCUUCCAGAAGGUCCCUGGAGUGCCACGUCUCCAGUUGCUGACCCCAGCCAUCUCCCUAGAGGUCACCAUAUCUGCUUCACUGUCUCCAAUUUUGAGUCUUUUCUGCAAUCUCUUAAGGAAAAGGGAAUUGAAACUUUUCAAAGGUCCCUUCCUGAUGGGAAAGUUAAGCAAGCCUUCUUCUUUGAUCCCGAUGGUAAUGGAUUGGAGGUUGCAUGUCCGGUUCCGCAGCAGUAAAUAUGAUGGCUUCUGAUCAAACUGGAAUUUCUUUUCUGACAAUAAGCUACAGUGAAGAGCCGGGUUUACUCUGUCAUUAUUUAAUCCUUGCUAAAAUGGUGUUAUGUAACAAUAAUAUUGGAAUUGUGUGCAUAUACCUUUCAGUGCUGUUUCAUUGAAAACAUCAAUUGGUAUCUUUCAAGUGCCUGAUGUGUCAUUGAAAAGCUGUAGCAUGGCACCAAAAGGAUGAAUGGCAAACAUGAUGAAGUAGUAAUGGAACAUAUGAGAUUCUUCCUCUCAUGCUCUUUUACAUA